Molecule: messenger RNA, 2754 nt
Organism: Alligator mississippiensis (American alligator)
Lineage: Eukaryota; Metazoa; Chordata; Crocodylia; Alligatoridae
Gene: TMEM42
Product: transmembrane protein 42
Exons: 3
Coding region: 8-454 (148 amino acids)
Source: RefSeq, a predicted model, not a curated record
GGCUGCCAUGCGGGGCGCGGGGCCCUCGUGCGCGGCGGCGGCCGGCCUGCUGGGGGCGCUGGCCGCCUGCUCCGCCAAGCUGGCUCUGGGCGCCGAGUAUCUGCGAGAGGUCUGCGUGGCGGCCGCCCGGAGAGCCGAGGCGGCCGCUGGCCCCUGCGCCUGGUUACAUGUGCUGCUCCAAGUUGGAUGUGUUGGCCUGGUAUUUGCCUGCAAUGCAGUCAUGUGGACUUCCUUUGCAAAAGCCCUCCGGUAUUCCUCUUCCUCAGCUACUGCCACUGUGACAACAACAGCUUCCAACUUCCUCUCUUCUGCCUUCCUUGGCAAGCUGCUGUUUGGAGAGACCCACACGCUUUUGUGGUGGGCAGGGAUCACCAUGACACUCUGUGGACUUCUGCUGCUGCACACAGCUCCAUCUCAAUCAGAACAAAUACAGUCUGAAAAGAAGGACAAAUAGACAUUAGCAGGGCGCAGUGUUAGCUGAGGUAACACGUAAAGAACAGUCUCAUGACAAAAUCAGCCUCCAGGCUUCUUUCUUGUAAGUGGAUGUCUGACUGGCAAAUUGAAUGAUUCUGCACCUUAGGUUACGUUAUCUGUUAAUAGCCAAAGGACUGACAGCAGGAAUGGAUUACAAAAUUUACACUUUGCAGUGAAGUAUAUGGGUAUACUGACCUGUGAGGUGCCUGGCAUACUUCUGCAUUCUGGGUAAAUAAUAAUGUUCUGCACUAUUGGCAGGUGAAUGUGGAGUCAAAUGGACACUGCUUUCUCCAAACCAAAUAAUGAAGCAAUUACUGUUGCAUCUUAAAUGAGGCAAAGCUGUGAUACUGCCUUUCAGACUUACUGAGCUAAAUUCUUCUGUUUAUGCCCAGGUAACUUCUCUGAAGCGUGACUGUACUUUAAAAGGCCAUUUUGCUAAGACACUGUGGUGAUGCAAAAGAGCCAUUGAAUUCCCCUGGUGAAUUCUUUCCUCUUCCAGGGUGGAAUUGUUCCCCUACUCCUAAAAGUUCCAGACAGUUGGCCUUCUACCGCGGCCAUGGGGAAUUAUUCUACAGAAUGUAUUUAACCAAAACUAUGUAAAUCUGGCCCCUGACAUUUAACCUAAGCACUACUUUUCUUGAUUGCAUUCUAGGAGGCCUCAUUCAACCUAUGCACCACCCUUACAAGUUCCUCUCCUUAUUAAGGAAAAUGUAUGGGCUGUUGUAAUGUGUCUGGCCUUUCAUCCUUGAUCAGCCAAAUUAAUUCUUUCCUAGUAAAUAAAUUGCACUAGAUACCAGAUCAGUUUGCUUGUUUAAUUCUCUUGUUAUGUCAGUACUGGUCUAGGUACAGUGUUACCAGUGUUACGUUACGGACCAUGACAGUUUUCUUUCCUGUGACCACAGAACUGUUCUAUUUUUGGAUAAAAAAUCAGGUGCAACAUUGAUGUCCAGGUACAUUUUCUAAGGUUUGACACUGCUUUCACAGAGGUUUAUAGAGGGGUCACCAAAGAAUUUUGGAAAAAAAAGGCAAGGGAAUGAAAUGGAGAAAUGUGGAAUCCUAAGUAUUUCAGUAAAUGUUUUUGUACUGAAAUGGGCAGAGCUUAACAACUAGUUAAUUUAUUGUCUGUCCUUUCUACAAGUAAGAGAGAGAGUCUUCAGCGUCCGACCCAAAUCCAUUGCAAAGACUUUGUUGAAUGUAUGUUAAAUUGACACUACAUUCAACCUUUGGCAGAUGCUCUGGGCAAAAAUUCUCUUAUUUACAAGUAAAUGUAAACUCUGAAUUGUAUAGCUACUCUAAAUUCUCACCACUAUUUCUGACAGGUUGCUCUAUCGCUUUAGUUUUAAAUAGAUUCGUAGACUCUGAGGGCCAGAAGGGACCAUUGUGGUCAUCGAGUCUCAUCUUUUGGAUGAAGUCUGUAACAUUUUUCCCUGAAGCUGGAUUAGAGCAGGUCCUUUAGAAAGAUUUCUAAUCUCGUCUUGAAGACCCCAAGCAAUGAUGACCCCAAGCUCUGCUGGUAAACUAUUCCAUUCUAAUGUUCCCUCACAGCUUGGGGAAAUGGCAUCUUAUUAUAGCAUUCCUUUUGUUCCUUUGUUUUAAAAAAGCCUUCUUACCAUCUUUUAUGUCAAGGAAAAGGUGGCCAUUGUUAUUUCAUCAAUUACUUUGUUUUUUCAUAUUACUUACCUAGAUUUUUUUUUUAAUGUGUAGCAUUUACUACAUUUAACUCUUUAGCAUCCCCAUCUCCCAUUCUUUCAAUAAAUUUUUUUCUGUUCCAUUGCUACUUUUACAUAUCCUUUUAAGCAGGAUGGAUUUUUGAGCAAUAUAAUUGUUUUUGUAUUUGUAAAAUCAUGAUAUUUUGAGGGAUUCAAGAGAAUGUCCUUGAAAAUUUUCCAGUUUUCUUUAAUGCUUUCACUUUAAAUGUAAUGUCUGCAGUUAGUUAUGCUGACAGUUGCUUUGAGCUUUAGGACAUUAGCCCUUUUAAAAUUCAAAGUAUAGAUAUCACUGCAUGGUGCCAUUUUGUGUUUGCACUAAGAAAAUGUAACCACAUCAUAAUCACUGCUACCUAGGCAACUGCUAAUUUCUAGGUCAGUGAAUAACUCUUCCUUGUCAGAAUGAAGUCCAGUGUGUAUAGGUUCCAUGUACAUAUAUUACUACUGUAGAAAGUGUAAUUAUAAAGACAUGUGGAUUAUUUUUUCCUUUGUAUUUUGCUAAGGUAUAUUUAACAAUAAUCCUAAUUCAGAGAAAUGAUCAUUUUAAAUUAUAUAAAGAUUUGCAUUUCUGUUC